UCGGCAUAACACAUAGCAACUUCUAAUUCCCCGACGAAAUGGCACGGUUUGGUCUGGUUCUCGCCAUGGCUCUUUGCCUCACAAUCUCUGUGUUUCCGGACACAACCACUGCUCAGCUCAAACCCAAUUUCUACGGAAACUCAUGUCCAAAUGUUGAAGCUAUCGUGAAGAAAGUUGUCCAACAAAAAGUCAAAGAGACAUUCGUCACCAUCCCAGCUACUCUCCGUCUCUUCUUCCACGAUUGCUUCGUCAACGGAUGUGAUGCGUCGGUCAUGAUUCAAUCAACGCCUAACAACAAGGCCGAGAAGGAUCAUCCAGACAACGUGUCUUUGGCCGGAGAUGGAUUUGAUGUUGUGAUCAAAGCCAAGAAAGCUAUUGACGCAAUCCCAAGCUGCAGAAACAAAGUUUCUUGUGCUGAUAUCCUUGCCUUAGCCACCCGUGAUGUAAUUGUCGCGGCUAAAGGACCGUCUUACACAGUGGAACUCGGUAGGCGUGACGGUUUGGUAUCGACCGCUGCUAGCGUCAAUGGAAACUUGCCAGGACCAAAUGACAACGUUGACAAACUCAACAAGCUCUUUGCCAAAAACAAACUUACUCAGGAUGAUAUGAUUGCUCUUUCAGCGGCUCACACCCUUGGGUUCGCCCACUGUAGCAAAGUAGCCAACAGAAUCUACAACUUCAACCGCACACACCCUGUUGAUCCAACCAUAAACAAAGCCUACGUUAAAGAACUCCAAGCGGCUUGUCCCAAGAAAGUUGACCCAAGAAUCGCUAUUAACAUGGACCCAGUCACUCCAAGAACGUUCGACAACAUUUACUUCAAGAAUCUGCAACAAGGCAAAGGACUCUUCACUUCCGACCAAGUUCUCUUCACCGACCGUCGCUCUAGGCCCACCGUUGACGCUUGGGCCAAGAGCUCACCUGCUUUCAACGCCGCGUUUGUAAAAGCUAUGACCAAGCUUGGCCGUGUUGGCGUUAAGGUUGGACGCAACGGUAACAUCCGUCGUGACUGUGGAGCGUUUAACUAAAAAAAUUUAUAAAUCCGUUUUUGAGCUUGUUUUUGAGAUUUGA
This is a messenger RNA of Brassica oleracea var. oleracea, 1071 nucleotides long. RefSeq names its product peroxidase 73. Lineage: Eukaryota; Viridiplantae; Streptophyta; Magnoliopsida; Brassicales; Brassicaceae. Bases 39 to 1028 code for a protein of 329 amino acids. The transcript is spliced from 4 exons. The record is from RefSeq and is a predicted model, not a curated record. Gene Ontology annotation, biological process: response to oxidative stress; hydrogen peroxide catabolic process. Gene Ontology annotation, molecular function: peroxidase activity; heme binding.